AUGGCUCAUGCGCCCCCGGUUCCCUGCCCAGUGAAGCUGGGUAAUUUGAGAAACGAAUCUCCAGAAGCUCAGCUCCAUCAACAGGUCAAAGAAGGCAACUUUAUCAAAGUGAAGAAACUUCUUAAAAAGGGGACCUCUGUUCACACUGUCAACUCUUUAGGACAGACUCCCUUAUUCACAGCUGCCUUGCUUGGUAAUGGCAAACUUGUUGAUAUUCUUCUGGAUUACGGUUCGGAUCCGAAUCACCGCUGUUAUGAUGGGAGCACUCCGGUCCAUGCUGCAGCCUUCUCAGGCAACCAGUUGAUUCUCAGUAAAUUGCUGGAUGCAGGUGGAGACCUGCGAGUCCACGAUAGGAACGGGAAAAACCCACAAAGCUGGGCUCUGACAGCCGGGACGGAAAGCAGCACUCAGAUGCUAGAAUUUAUCCAGCGCUGUACAAUGCAUAUGCAAGCUGCUCUUCAGAGCUACUCCUUAGACCAACUCAGGAAGGUGGGCUCAGCCAAAGAUCUGGUCUGUCAUCCCUCCACGUUUGGAGGCAUUACGCAAGGGACGACUGACAGCCCACUUGGAAGGUUCCUGAAACGUAGAGGCAACGUGUCCCAAAACAUUUUCAGCUUUGGCUUCGGCAAGUUUUAUCUGACAAGCAGCAGGCAGCUGGGUUAUCUAGCAUCACUCCCAAUAAUUGCGGAUAAAGAAGUGGUCCAGGCUGACGAUGAACCGACCUUCUCGUUUCCAACCGGGCCCUACAUGAUGAUGACAAACUUGAUGUGGGGAGGGAGCCGUGUCACCGUGAAGGAGCUAAACAUGAAACCCCACCAGCAUUGCAGCAAACUGCGCCUCUGCGACCUCCUCCUCGCGGAACAGGAAUACAGCAGCAAACUCCGCCACCCUCAUCUGCUGCAGCUGAUGGCUGUCUGCGUGUCCUCCAACUUGGAGAAAACACGCCUUGUGUUUGAGAGGGUCACCUUUGGGACUUUGUACAGCAUCCUUCACGAGAGGCGUUCGGAGUUUCCCAUCGUGCAUAUGGAGACGAUCGUGCACCUGCUGCUCCAGGUGAAUGACGGCCUGAGAUUCCUCCACUCACGCGGCUACGUCCACCGCACGUUCAGCUCCUACGCGGUGAUGAUCGUUAUGGCGGGAGAGGCCAAGCUCACGAACCUGGAAUAUAUGAUUGAAAGCAAGGAUGGGGGAGAGCACAGCGACCUGACGCGGGUGCCCAUCCCUUCACAGAUGUAUAAGUGGUGCGCUCCGGAGGUGAUCCUCGAACGGGCUGCAACGGACAAAUCUGACAUCUACAGUUUCUGCACAGUGAUGCAGGAGGCACUCACAGAGACCGUUCCCUGGGCUGGUCUUGAGGGCUCAGCCGUCAAAGAUCUCAUCAUUUCUGGGCAGUGGCUGGAAGCGGACGCCCGGGUGCCCAAGCCCUACUACGACGUCGUGAAGACCGGCCUAGAAUCCAGACAGAAGCAGCGCACCCUGAACCUGCAGGACAUCCGCUACAUCCUGAAGAACGACUUAAAGGAUUUGAUGGAGUCUCGCAGGAACCGCCCCGGUGAAAAUUGUGGGCCGCCGAAGAUGGAAACCCGGCCCGACAUCAACAUCUGUUUGCCGUCCGCCUCGGCUAUCUCGGGCAGGAUGCCGGAGCUGCAAGAAGAAGAGGAUCAGGAAGCCAGGAGUUUCACGGUGUCAAGAUGUGCCGUUUCCGCUCCCGAAACCGAAGCCGCUGCCGCCCACGAGACGGAGCCAUUUGUCCGAUUGGCUCAGUCGAGUCCGAUUUUGGACCUGGCUCCCGGUGUCCAGGGCGCCGCCAUUGACGAGAGCCUUAGCAGCUUCGAAAUCAACGAGAUCUACACGUGCUACUCGGAGCUGGGUGGGGAGAGUUUGGAGGAGGAGGAAGGAGCAGAGUUGGACACAGAAGCCCGGAGGGAGUCGGAAACCGCUCCGGGGGACAGGGCCGAAGUCCCAUCGCCGCCGCCUGAGGAAAUCCAGAGCCACCGGACGAGCUGCAGCGAGGAAGGCGUCUCCUCUGACUCCAACGCAGACGGCAGUACAGAGGAGCUGAGCGACGUGUCCGCGUCUUCCCCAGUGCACCAGGCGGUAAUGUGCGCCAGUAGCAGAGCCAGGCUCAACCAGUCCCCGUUCGAGCAAAAGUUUGCAAAGUGUGUCCUGGACCUGAAGAUCUGUCAGACAAUGGUGCAGGAAGCGACCGCCUCCCUCUGCCGGACGGAGGAGAAAUUGGAUGAGGUGGAAGCCCGCAGAAAGCGGCAGCUGUCACAUCCAGGGGAACAGUGGGGCGUCACGGAUCCCCUUAAGAACUACUCGGUGAAAGUGGAUACCAUCUUGAGUAAUAUCAAGGUGCCCUACUUCGGAGACAGGGCUUUCCUUUGGAAGGCAGUCGGCCCUCCGUCAAAGAACUAUAUCCCUCCGCCACUGCGCGACCCGGGCGCCUACAGGCCUCUGAUCAUGCCGUCUGUCCAAACCCCGGGAAGCGGAGUCAAGAGCGGAAGCAGGAGCCAGGACACCACCUGCUGGAGCGAUUUUGGAUCAGAAGCGGCUCAAAGCCUUGAGGACGGGGGAGAAGGAACGGAACCAAAUUAUCAGCUCUUGCACCCGGGCGUGUCCAUCAGGAGGAGGAAGAACACGAGCCCACAGCCACCUCGAAGGAGCGCCACGGUGGAGGGAAUCAAAGCUGCAGACGGGCUUUCUUCAAAAUCAACGCCUAAAAUUUGUGAAGCGAGUUUGAGAAGCGAGCAGAGAAGGAUGGCGCAGUCCGAAUGGACGACGGAGGUGAAGCAGAUGGCGAAGAAAGCAGCUUCGGGGCAACUUGGUCUCCUGGAACAGUACCCUCCCAGUGGGUGGACAUCGGAGAGCGAAGGCGAGAGCACCAAGGAUGAGUUCCAGAGCACCAAUGACGAGCAAAUCCGAUUCUACCGGCGCAACGCCGAGGCAGGAAGGCUGCAUGCUGUCAGGGGGCUCGGGGACCAGAAACUGGGCAGUGACUACAAAGAAGGCAGCGACCCAGAGACUGUGUCAAAAAGAUCUGAGGGAUCUGAGAACCAAAGCAGAAGUAGCCAAUUUCCAGGAAAGAAGGCACUCGUGGAGUGGGGCGUAACUUCACGCAAGAAUGCGGCCCUUUCUGUCACCGCUGAGAACCUUUGCAGGGGGCAGCUGGAGGAACCGGCCCACUCCCCAUCUUCCUCUCCAGACGCCUCGGAGGAGUUUUUAACUCCUGACACGUUCUUUUCUUGCUCUCCAGGCCUUCAUGAGCACUCAGAAGCCGAGAUCUCAACUGCUGAAGAAGGAGGAGGAGAACGAGGCUUGGGAAUAUCCCAGGAUGUCCUGGGAAAGAAAGAACACCCCAUAGAGGCAGGAGGAAAGCAAUUAACUUGCGGCAUGGAGGCAAAACACCCCAAGUAUUCACCAGGAGGCGACCUGUCUACACCUGCAGCCAGAUCCCUUUCAGAUAUUCAGGACUUGUCCAGCAUCUCUUGCGAGGACUCGUGGAAGCGAACAGCUUAUAAAACUCCCGGAAGCACUCACUCACCCACUGAUGCCAGCACCCCGCGCAGCCCAGCAGCAGCGCCGCCAGCGUUUCCCUCGACCGCCACGAAAUACAAGGAUUGCUCCCAGAUGACCCUGGAUAUGACACGUUGGGACAGCCAGGAGACUUCCUUGUUUGGGCUCAGUGCCUUCAUGAUGGCCUGUGCGAGAGGGAAGACCGCGGAGGCCCCCCUUGCCCCCAUAGCAGCGGGACAUUCUGAACCUGCUGCCUUCUCGGAUCCUGAGGCUCAAUUGACCCUUAGGAGAGGUCAGGAAGACUCGGGGGAAACACCUCCUGUUCAACAGAGCGAAAUCCAGGAAGGAAUGUUGGAAUACGAAGGCGGGGCAGAUCACUGCCAGAUUUUGAAACUGGCUAAAGGAAUUGUUGACAAGAACGCUCUGGAAUAUCUUGCUCUCUCCUUGACAUUUACAAUUGCUCUGUUUAUGCCAGCCGUUCCUGAGCCAGCAGAUUCAGAAGACCAAGAGCUGGAAGAAAUAACGCUGAACAAGUGCAGGGCUGAUUGCAGCCUCUGUACCAACGAGACUUUAUGUCUAGUAGAUGAGACAGAAAGGGCUCACUCAAGCCUUGACGAUGUUUUGGAAGGAGUUCUCUGGCCAAUCCCUGACAGCCACGAGCUUCAUGAAGAACUGCAGGAUCCCAGCAAGAGGGAGCCGGGUCGUCCGCACCGAGGAAAUCUCGAGAUGAAGGCAGGAGCAGAAGAGAGAUUCAGCGAAUCUGAAGGUUCUGCCAGGAACGUGGAAGGUCUUGAUCUGUAAACGACACACCGAAUUGUUCCUGCUCAUUGUUCCGUGUUCUUUUGAGCGUCGAGUUCGAAAGUGGCUUUAAAAAAAACGCAGUAAGCAACGA
Messenger RNA from Elgaria multicarinata webbii, 4408 nucleotides. RefSeq names its product testis expressed 14, intercellular bridge forming factor (gene TEX14). Gene Ontology annotation, biological process: mitotic spindle assembly checkpoint signaling; intercellular bridge organization; protein phosphorylation. The coding region runs from base 1 to 4317 and encodes 1438 amino acids. The transcript has 28 exons. Lineage: Eukaryota; Metazoa; Chordata; Lepidosauria; Squamata; Anguidae. Gene Ontology annotation, cellular component: intercellular bridge; kinetochore; midbody. The record is from RefSeq and is a predicted model, not a curated record. Gene Ontology annotation, molecular function: ATP binding; protein kinase activity; protein binding.